ACAAUUCCUCAGAAACUCGUUGUUAGGAUGAGUUUCUGGACAUUUUAUGUAUUAAAAAGUCCCAUUUGAUCGGAUGGGUUUUCAAUUACGUGGCUGCGCGCGGGUGAAGCUAAUAGCAACGCUAACAGCACAAGCUACCGAGGUUGCUCUGAAGGAAAAACACGAUGCGUUUGUUAUAAAUGUGAUUUUAUUUUGCUGUUAAACGACAGAGAAGAGGGCAUUAAUGAGUAUUGGAUUUAUAGAAUAAAUUAUUGAGGAGAAGGAGCGUCUUGGGAGUCUCAGAAGGUCCCAUGGAGGAGGAUGAGAGAGCAGGGGGAGUGGGAGCAGCAGCGAGGGGCUGGGAGAGUAUUGUGAAGGGAGUGCAGGCCAACGAGAGAGACAAAAGAGGCUGCGGCUGUAUUGAGUGUGCUGGUGGUGUGUCCGUCUACGAAGCCACAAGCUAACCGCACCCCCCUCCUCCUCCUCUGGCCUUUAUGCAGCACAAACACACCGAAGAGGGAGAUCCUUCUCGUUCCAGAAAUCACCGGGAAGCGAAGUUGCGGACUCUGGGAAAGGAGAGCUCCCUCUGACCGGACGGUUCUCCUCCGCUCUCCCCCGUCCUCUACUCUACUCGUCGAGUGGUUGGUGUGUGUGUGAGUGUGUGUGGGGUUGGGGAGAGAUAUAUAACCCAGAACAAAGGAGUCUUGAGCACGAGAAGGAACGAGUCGAGACUAGCUCUGCCAUUAUCUUUGAAAGCAGGCCAAAUGCCUGUGUGAGAGACUCGGUUGUACGUCGGCUGCUCGGGUUUCUCCUCGACGAAGCUCGCUGUCCCCAAAGAGACGAAGAAGAAGGACAAAAACACGGCGAGGACACACGCGCACACAUAGGCUCGCGCGCAAGUCGGCGGCAACAAUGUUUCCUCAGAACCGACCACCGGCACCUCUGCAGCCACCUCCGGGGUCUUCUGCCUCGGUGGUGGCUGCUGCAGCUGCGGCUGCGGCGGCGGCAGCUUCAGGGACACCCCAGUCUCUGAAACUUACCUACCCAGAAACUCUGGAUCGCAUUAAAGAGGAGUUCCAGUUCCUCCAGACACAGUACCACAGUUUGAAACUAGAGUGUGAGAAACUGGCCACAGAGAAGACAGAGAUCCAAAGACACUACGUGAUGUAUUAUGAGAUGUCCUACGGCCUUAACAUUGAAAUGCACAAACAGACGGAGAUUGCCAAGCGGUUGAACGUGAUCUGUGCCCAGCUCAUCCCCUUCCUGUCACAGGAGCACCAGCAACAGGUGGUCCAGGCAAUGGAACGCGCCAAACAGGUGACCAUGGGGGAGCUAAAUGCUUCGAUAGGGGUACGUGGGCUCCCCCCUCUGCCUCAUAGCCAGCAGCUACAUGCACAGCACCUCUCCCAGCACGCUCAGGGUUUGCCAGUGGGUCCGCACCCAUCAGGACUGCCCCACCCGAGCCUGGCGCUUGGCGGAGGCUCUGGCCUGCUCGCCCUGUCUGGUGCUUUGGGCGCUCAGCUGGCUGCCAAAGACGAAAGAGCGCACCUGGAGGCGGCGGCGGCGGCCUCCGCGGCUGCAGCAGAGCACCACAGAGACCGUGAAGCAGGACCGAGCUCUCUGUCCAACGGGGAUAAGGGUCGCCCUGCAGACUACCUCAGCAACGGCAAGAAGAGGAAAGCAGACGAGAAGGAGUUCAUGACGGACUAUGGCAGCGACGCAGAUAAGAGUGAUGAUAAUUUGGUGGUGGAUGAGGACCCCUCGUCCCCCCGCAGCGUGCAGUCCUACUCAUCACGGGAGAAUGGUUUAGACAAGAUGCCCCCGUCUCGUAAGGAAGGACCCCCACAAGCCAGCCCCACCUCCCUGGCAUCGUCCAGCAGCGCUACCUCCCCCUCACGGGGCAAAGAGCCCCCACAGAGAGAAAAGUCCAGCACCCCCGGUAUGAAGCCAGGGACACCCAUGUCUCAGGAUUCCAACACCCCAGGACCAAGUGGGCCCCCACAGUUCAGACCCAUCCCUGGAAAGCCUGGUGUGGACCCUUUAGCUCUGGGCCUGAGGAACCCCUUGGCGGUGCAGGGAGCAUACCCUCCAGGAGCUUUUGGCCUGCCUCCUCCAGGGGUGAACGGUGACCUGCCGGGGACAGCGGGCUAUGGCUCUGGCCUUCACUUGGUGUCCCCUCAGAUGAACGGAGCCGCCGCCGCCGCGGCAGCUGCAGCUGCUGCAGGCUACGGACGGUCCCCUGUGGUGGGAUACGAGUCUCAACACCCACAUAUGAGGGUCCCCGGGCUUCCUGCCAGCCUGCAGACAGCCUCAGGAAAACCUGCCUACUCGUUCCACGUGAGCGCGGACGGUCAGAUGCAGCCGGUGCCGUUUCCCCCCGAUGCCUUGCUGGGUCCGGGAAUCCCGCGUCACGCCCGUCAGAUCCACACGCUGAACCACGGGGAGGUGGUGUGCGCCGUCACCAUCAGCACCUCCACGCGCCACGUUUACACCGGAGGCAAAGGCUGCGUUAAGGUGUGGGACAUCAGCCAACCAGGAAGCAAGAGUCCCAUGGCCCAGCUGGACUGUCUGAACAGAGAUAACUACAUCCGAUCCUGCAAGCUGCUUUCUGACGGGCGAACCUUGAUUGUUGGCGGUGAGGCCAGCACGUUGUCCAUCUGGGAUUUAGCCACGCCCACUCCCCGCAUCAAGGCGGAGCUAACGUCUUCUGCUCCGGCCUGCUACGCUCUGGCCAUCUCUCCUGACAACAAGGUGUGCUUCUCCUGCUGCAGCGAUGGAAACAUCGUCGUCUGGGACCUCCACAACCAGACGCUGGUCAGGCAGUUCCAGGGCCACACCGACGGGGCCAGCUGCAUCGACAUCUCCAACGACGGCACCAAACUCUGGACAGGUGGACUGGACAACACGGUCCGCUGCUGGGACCUCCGGGAGGGACGGCAGCUGCAGCAGCAUGACUUCACCUCUCAGAUCUUCUCUCUGGGCUACUGUCCGACAGGCGAGUGGCUCGCCGUGGGGAUGGAGAGCAGCAAUGUGGAAGUCCUGCACGUCUCCAAACCGGACAAAUACCAGCUGCACCUCCACGAGAGCUGCGUCCUCUCACUUAAGUUCGCCUACUGCGGUAAAUGGUUCGUGAGCACAGGGAAAGAUAACCUUCUGAACGCCUGGCGGACACCCUACGGGUCAAGCAUAUUCCAGUCCAAGGAGUCUUCAUCAGUUCUCAGCUGUGAUAUCUCACCUGACGACCAGUUCAUUGUCACCGGUUCUGGAGACAAGAAGGCCACAGUCUACGAAGUCAUCUACUGAUCUCUGAUUGGCUCUCCACAGUAAACGAAAUAAUCAGAGGGUGGAGCCAAGGCCCCCUCCUGCACCAAUGACUGUACAGAGAGUUGCUGGCAUGGAAAGCAAGAGACACUUCUUGUACUUUGUUGUUUCAUUCACGUUUGGGAGGAAAGAGGAGGAGAAGCAAUGAGGGACAAAGUCACAUCUCUGGAAAAACUUUGAUUUAAAUGCUCUGAGAACGCUGGUUAGUCUAUAGCUGUGAGAUUGUGGGAUUACUCCAAAGAACUUUUGUUUCUGUUCCCUUUUUUAACAAAUGAAAACCUCUGUAGUGUGAGAAGAUAGAAAAAACCCAACUUGUUUUUAGCUUUUGGAUUUACUGCAAACAGUUGUACUGCUUUGGGUAGAGUCGAAAGGCAGAGAAGAAGUUUUCAUUCAGAAAUAAUGUCCUGACUCGGUGCUGUGUGCAGAGUCCGAGCCCAAACCGUCGUCUCGGCCCAGUCUGGUCUCUCCCAGCACACGGCUGCUUUUGGAGGCAGCAGGUGAGUAGCAGAUGGCAGGACGGUCUGCUGAGGAUCCAGAUUAUUUUUUUCAGCAGCAACAUGAUUGUAAAAUUUCUCAUGCAUUCGUGGCAGAACAGGGCUUGGUUGGUUUCUUCUUAAAUGUCCUGAAAUGGCCGUGUUUGUGUCUUUUUCAGUUUUUUUUUUUUUUACAAGAAAGUGGGAUAAAGGCUCUGACACGAGACAAAAACCUCCACAAACUCUAUAGAAUCAGUACAAAUCCUCUGCUGCAACUUUCCUCUCCUCUCAUGUUUUUCUGUUGGACUUAGGGCACAUAUAGUUUUCUAAACUACCAUCAUGACCCUUGAACCUUGCUAUAUAUGAACAUGUAAAUAAAGUUCUCUAAAGACAAA
Messenger RNA from Nothobranchius furzeri (turquoise killifish), 4168 nucleotides. RefSeq names its product TLE family member 2, transcriptional corepressor a (gene tle2a). Gene Ontology annotation, cellular component: nucleus; transcription regulator complex. The record is from RefSeq and is a predicted model, not a curated record. Gene Ontology annotation, molecular function: protein binding; transcription corepressor activity. Gene Ontology annotation, biological process: negative regulation of canonical Wnt signaling pathway; regulation of DNA-templated transcription. Lineage: Eukaryota; Metazoa; Chordata; Actinopteri; Cyprinodontiformes; Nothobranchiidae.